Schistosoma turkestanicum is the source of this 1890-nucleotide messenger RNA. The record is from the annotation of a GenBank genome assembly. Lineage: Eukaryota; Metazoa; Platyhelminthes; Trematoda; Strigeidida; Schistosomatidae.
GGAAGCUGAAAUUCCGCAGAAAUUAUGUCAGAGAUUCCAAGAAAUGUUUAAAGGUUUUUCUUUGGUCCUCUCUCAGCACUAUUCAUUGAGUAUACACACACACACACAAUUAUAACGUUGUUCUUAUUUCUAUCUGUUCAAUAAAGUCUUUGAGGCAAAACAAAGCAUACACUGUGAUGUAUUGAUUUUUAUUACUUUUUCGACUAGUACAUAUAAUACUCAUGAGUAAUCAGAUACAUAUAUAUAUAUAUGUUACAAACUAAUCAAAACUUUCUAUUGUGCAUUGUCAUAAAACAACACUAAGACAUCGGAUCGGAUCAGAUUCGCUACUUAGAAAACAACAACGGCCAUCAUAAUGUUUUGUAUGUGAAUAUGGAUUUCGUAAAAACUGAAGCUACAUGUCUACCAGCUGGUCGAUAUGAAUUUAAAGAUUCCGGUUUGUAUAUUGGUGAAUGGUUAAAUGAGAAAGCAGUCGGAUUAGGUUUAAUCACUAAAGAUAAAUGUCAAGGUGAAUAUACUGGAUUAUGGGAUGCUGGUUCAGAGAAAAGUGGUGUAUUCUUAUGGCCAAAUGCACCAGGUGCUAUGUAUGAAGGUGAAUGGGCGCAUAAUCGACGCAAUGGACAUGGUAUAUUUACACGAGAAGAUUGGGUAAUUAUGGGGCAGUUUAAAGAUGAUUUUAUUAAAUGUGGCAUAAAAUGUAAAGAGAAUUCGAUUGGACGAUUUGAAGGGGAAUUUGAAAAUGGUUUCCCUAGUUUCGGUGUAGAAACUUAUGCUGAUGGAGGUAGUUAUGCAGGUGAAUAUAAAAAUGGUGUACGUGAAGGACUUGGUGUACGUACCUCUAUACCAUAUGGUGAAGUGAUUAAUUUUUUCCCAGAAGAAGCUGCUAUUGUAGCAGAAAUUGCUUUAGAUAAGAAAAAACGUGAAGCAUUACAAAAUUUAUUGAAUUCCUCAUCGUCAUCACAUCAACAUCAUCAUCAUCCUAAUCACAUUACUACUACUACUAAUACUACUACUGAUACUACUAACGAUUUACACAAUAUCACCAAUAAUCCUAAUGCUGGUACACGUCGUGGCAGUCUACUUAGUCAACGAUCCGGUGAUGCUGUAGACAUUGAAGAUUUCGAUUUACUACAUGGUGGACAAGAUGAUAAAGAUGAAGAUGAUGAACCAUAUUGUGGACGUCUAGCAAAUCCAACACAUCAUUCAAAUAAAAAUUUUAAAGAUUUACGUAUGUCAUGUAAAUUUAAAUGUGGUUUUGUCUUGUCAUCACAACGUAGUGAGCUGUUAUUAAGACGUCAACAAAAGUUAAGUCAUGUAAAUUUGAGUGGGGGCAGUAGUGGUUUGUCGAUAAAACAUCGUAAAGAACCUAAUCAUCACAAUAAAUCAAGCCGUCGAUCGAAAUCACUAACAAAUUUAUUUAGUCGUUCGUUAAGUAAAGAAUCUAUUGCUUGUGUUCGACGUCAAGGCAGUAUCACGGAACAUUCCGCACAUGGGAUUAAUAAAAUGGAACAAACACCGGAGUCCGUGUUUACUUUGGAUCAGGUCGAUGCCAUUGAUCCAGAAACAGUGGAAACAUUUGCUGGUCAAUGGGAAGCUGACUCACGUCAUGGUUAUGGUGUAUGUGAACGUUCGGAUGGUGUGAUUUAUGAAGGUCAAUGGAUGAAAAAUCGUCGUCAUGGUUAUGGUCAAACACAUUUUCCUGAUGGUCUAUGCGAACAAGGCAGAUAUCAACACGGGAAGUUGGUAUUUCUUUCAUGGCCAAAAGGUGUGAAAUCAUAUUUACUGUUGUAUAAUUAUCAUAUUAUGCGUGAAGUAGCCAGUGCUGUGAAACGUGCACGACAAAUAGCUGAUGAAGCAUUUAUGAAAGCAAAUGAAGCUAGAGAAAAGUAA